Messenger RNA from Eriocheir sinensis (Chinese mitten crab), 6040 nucleotides. It is a transcript of the gene Pi3K92E, whose product is annotated as phosphatidylinositol 4,5-bisphosphate 3-kinase catalytic subunit delta isoform-like. The record is from RefSeq and is a predicted model, not a curated record. Gene Ontology annotation, cellular component: plasma membrane; phosphatidylinositol 3-kinase complex; cytoplasm. NCBI's taxonomy places the organism in Eukaryota, Metazoa, Arthropoda, Malacostraca, Decapoda, Varunidae. The transcript has 18 exons. Bases 16 to 3258 code for a protein of 1080 amino acids. Gene Ontology annotation, biological process: cell migration; phosphatidylinositol-3-phosphate biosynthetic process; phosphatidylinositol-mediated signaling. Gene Ontology annotation, molecular function: 1-phosphatidylinositol-4-phosphate 3-kinase activity; 1-phosphatidylinositol-3-kinase activity.
GGGAAUUAAUGGUCUAUGAUACAAUCCAGGCUUGAACAUGCAGUUCUGGUAUGGUCAUUUUACAGGAGGAAGCUCGUAAAGAAAGAUGAGAGAAGAAAAUUGAAGGAUCUGCAACCAGAUUGCUGUGUCAAUAUAAGCUUUUGCAGGGGCUGUGGGACUGGGCCAUCAGUGUUUGUUGUUAGACCCAUUUUAUUUUCUACUAUUGUGCAUAUUCCUUUCCAGGAACUAUGGGAACGAGCCAGGGAUUUUCCCUUAUUUGGGACUUUGCACGACCCCUCCUCCUAUCACUUUGCAUGCAUCAGCCACCAAUCAGAGACCCUCGAGUUGAUGGACGAGACCAAAUGCUUGCAGGAUAUCACCCCAUUCAUGUGGAUACUCAAGGUGGUGGAAAGGAAAGGCAAUGAAUCAGAAAAACGGCUCAAUCUACAAAUUGGUCAGUUAAUUGGAAAAGAUCUCCAAAAGUUUGAUGCCUUGAAAAAUCCUGAGGUUAAUGAAUUUCGUGGAAAGAUGAAGGCUCUCUGUGACGAGGUGGUGGCAUCAAGAAACAAACUAACCUGGUCUGAGCGGGUACAGUAUCAGUAUCCAGCACGAAUAGCAACCAACCCUGAACUGGCUAGUUACAUCACUGAACGACUUCAGGAUAAUCAGUUGCUGCUGUCAGUCCAGUUCGACAAUUCCAAAGUUCAUUCUUCCUCCACAUUUCGAGUUCCUUUUGACAUGAGAACCAGUCAGCUACUCAGUAUGGCCCUGACCAAGCAUACUGUUACUUUUGGACUGGACCAGCCUGCAGACAGCUAUGUGUUGAAGACACCAGGCCGGGAAGAAUACCUCAUAGCAGAUGUUCCUCUGUCCCAAUACAUGUAUGUUCGUGAACUUGUGUGCCAAGAUGAUUGCUCCUCAGUGCCUCUAGUCAUUGUACAUUGGAAAACAAUUCAAGUUGACUCUGAAAACUUAUAUGCCCCAAUAGAAGAUGUUGGAGUAAAACACAUACGGAAUUCCUUUUCUGGGAUGACCUUAAGCAAAAAGAAGUACAUUUCCUCAUGGUCCAUCAGCGAAAACUUUCAAUUUUGUGUUGGAACCGUCUGUAAUAUGCCUCUCUCUGCUGAUGACCUGGUUGAGGUGAUGGUGGAGGCCGGGCUGUACCACGGGAGUAAGGCCCUAUGUGAAACCAAGGUGACCCAGGAGUUGAUGAUCUCUGAUGGAAAAGCCAAUAUUGAGGAGGAUCUCGUGUUCCCUAUAGCUGUCUGCAACAUUCCAAGAAAUGCUCGUCUUUGUUUAGCUAUACAUGAAGUCAAUCGAAGUGCAAAAGCCACAAAGGCACGGGCAUCAGUUGGCAGCAAACCGGAACUAUACAAGAACCCUCUGGCCUGGGUAAAUACAGCCAUCUUUGAUUAUAGAAACCAACUGAAAACAGGUGCAAUGUCACUCUAUGCCUGGAAGAUCUCUGAGGACCAGAUAGGGGAGUCCAUGCCCAACCCCUUAGGUACCCUGGUGAGCAACCCCGACCGUGACCAGGCUGUCACCCUCACCAUCACUUUCCCGCGCUUCAGCAGCACCUCCAGCAUCAUGUUCCCUGCCAAAGAUAGGAUCGUCACUGAAGCAAAAGAAAAUCCACAGUGUGAUGAGAUUGCACCAACCCCGGCAAUGAUGGAGGAGAUACGCCAAAUAGCGGAGCGUGACCCCUUGACUGAGCUGCAUGAACAAGAGCGCAAACUGCUUUGGUCACUAAGAAAUGUUUGUCGGAAAGAACUUCCUCAUCUUCUACCCAAACUUCUGCAGUGUGUUGAGUGGGAUAACAAGAGCGAGGUUGCAGAGAUGAUCUCACUCCUAGAAGAAUGGCCCAAGUUGCCACCUGACCAUGCUCUAGAGCUGCUUGAUUAUGCCUAUGCUGAGCCUGCUGUCAGGAGUUAUGCCAUUGAGUGCCUAGUCCAUUUUAGUGAUGAUGACCUGCUGCUCUACCUGUUACAACUUGUACAAGCAAUCAAGCAUGAAAACCACCUCUACUGCCACCUUGUGGAGUUCCUUCUGAAUCGAGCCUUGAGGAACAUGCGCAUUGGACAUUACUUUUUUUGGCAUUUGAGGUCUGAGAUGCAUGUCCCUUCAGUGUCCAUACGAUUUGGUCUGAUCCUUGAGGCCUAUUGUCGGGGCUCAUUGGAACACAUGAAGAGCCUCCUGCGACAGUUGGAUGCUCUUCACAAGUUCAAAGAGCUCAGGGGUGUGGUGAAUGAGAACCGGUCAAUGCGGGACAGAGCAGAACGGAUGAUGCGAGACUAUAUUAAGCAGACCCACAAUUUUGCUACGCUCUCCCACUUCCUCAACCCGAUUGACCCAAUGUACCGGAUCAGCACCAUCAAGGCAGAAGAAUGUAAAGCCAAAGACAGCAAAAUGGCUCCUCUGUGGCUGGUGUUUGAGAAUGGAGAUCCCCACGGAAAAAGUAUCUACCUACUCUACAAAAAUGGAGAUGACUUGCGGCAGGACAUGUUAACACUGCAGAUGAUUAGGAUCAUGGAUAAAUUGUGGAAGGACAAUGGGAUGGAUCUAAGGAUGAACCCGUACAGUUGCAUGUCAACAGACAACCGUGAAGGCAUCAUCCAGGUGGUCCUUAAUGCUGAAACCAUUGCCACCAUCCAGAGAGCGAAGGGCAAUUUCUCAGCCACAUGUGCUUUUAGAAAAGGGUCACUUUUAGCAUGGCUCAAGGAUCACAACCCUACUGAAACUCUACUUAACAAGGCAAUCCAUGAGUUCACUCUGUCCUGUGCUGGGUACUGUGUGGCCACCUACGUCCUGGGAAUAGCUGACCGUCACUCUGACAACAUUAUGAUUAUGAAGAAUGGCCAGCUUUUCCACAUCGACUUUGGGCAUAUCCUUGGCCACUUCAAAGAAAAGUUUGGCAUCAGGAGGGAGCGACAGCCCUUCGUCCUGACGCACGACUUCAUCAACGUUAUCACCAAGGGCAGACAGUCACAGACACGAUCUGAGGAAUUUGAAAAAUUCAAAGGAUACUGUGAAGAGGCAUUCUUGAUACUAAGAAAGUAUGGAUCUUUCAUCAUUUCACUUUUUGCCAUGAUGAUAUCUACUGGGCUUCCAGAACUGCAAAGUGAAAAAGAUCUCAACUAUCUUAAGGAAACUCUGAAACUCGACUUAUCAGAGGAGGAAGCAAGAGAUCACUUCCGCUCCAAGUUUGAUGAGGCGUUGACGAAUGCUUGGAAGACCUCUGUAAACUGGGCAUUUCAUUCCAUGGCCAAAAAGAAUCCUUAAGAAGUGGGAUACAUCAAUCAUGAUUCUUUUUUUAUUCAUAGUUCUAAUGCCUUGUAUGAUAAAGCAAGCAGAGGUUUCUGUAGGGAGAACAAAGGGGAUGCACCUACACUUCCUUUAAGAGUUUUCCUAUUGUGAUUUAUUGUAAAUACAACUUACUGGUAAGGUUGUCUCCUCGGGUAUUUGCUCCUCCUCCAAAGGAAGAAAAUCCAGUGGGUAUGUUCACAAAUUUGUGCCCAUGACUCAAGUUUGUACUCAUGUCAGGAUAGAAAGCUACUCUGGAGAAUGUAAUGAAGGUACAAAAACAUGAUUACGUCAAAGUACAUAUUUUGACAAUUUCACUUUUAUAACUUACCUCAGCUUUUCAAAGUAGCUUUUUUUUUCCUGAUACGAGCACUAAUAGGAGUGGUGUGUACAGAUUGGCUCACAUACCUUGGAUGCCUAUGGAUGUGGGAGUCUCAGUUUCCAGGUGUGCUGCAUCCUCACCCUGGACCCUUUGGCUGUGUUAUGCAUGACUGCCUCUGUGGAUGAUAGAUUAUAAUGUAUUUUUAUGAUAAGCAUUCUAUGUAUUCACCCAACCCUUUGUAGUUAUGCUUUCAUCAACACCGUAGUGUCAGUGGUGUUAUUGGGUGGGCAUUCAUUGUUGUCUCCCUGUAUCCAACUUUAAGUCAUUAAAUCAUUACAUUAUUCUCCCAAUUGUUACUUAGAAAAAGAUCUUUUAGGGGUGGACUGGGUCUUAACGGGGUAAUAUACUGUAUUUUCAGUUGUCCUUUUUCCCUUUAGCAUACCUUAAAAUUGGAUACCUGAUUUUGGUGCUAGAUACAACUGUUAAAGUGCUGACACUUUCAGGAUUAAACACAGAAUUUGCCUGCAACCCUUGUUUAUUGGAGGACUUUCCAUUCCCCAGGUAUGCAGGUAGAGAGCAGUGCUGUGCCCUCCAGUCCUUUGGUGUGCAGCAGACAAAACUGGAGCACCUCUCUUUCACUUCUCCUAAAAUGCUGUCAGGCAGAGUACUUUAAUAUUUUUUUCAAAUAAUUAAUAAUUUUGUAUGAAAAUAUAGCAGAGAUGAAAGCAUAGCUCACCUUGCUUUAUUCCUUGCAAAAGAAAGGUGUUCUGGGGUAAACAUGGCAGCCCCCACAUCUCCUCGCCAUCUUUUUGUCAAGCUUAUGCAAAGGUGAAUGAAACGAGGCUUCCAGUGUUAAAGCCUGGGUGGCAGCUUGGCACUGUCACGUAUUCACUGAUUAGCACUGAUCCUAACAUAUGAUUUUUAUCCUAAAGUAUAAUUUUUAUCACUGAUUUAUCACUGGAAGCCUGAUUUCACUCAUUUGCAUCAGCUUGACAAAAAGAUGCAGGGCUCCCAUGUUUACCCCAGGACACUUUUCUUUUGCAAGGAAUAAAUCAAGGUGAUAAUGAUUUCUUCUCGGCUAUAUUUUCACACAAAAUUAUUAUAAUUAUUUGAAUAAAAUAUUAUAGUCCUCUGUCUGACAGCACUUUAGGAGACACAAAUGAGAGGUGCUCCAGUUUUGUCUGCUGUACGCUGAAGGACCGGGGGGCACAGUGCUGCUCUCUGCCAUUAUUCAGCUUAGAAAGUCCCCCAUUCAUCAGGACAGUAGGAAGAGGUAAUUACUUUAUGUAGGCAAAUGUAAGGUUGCUCAUCACCACACAUUAGCCCUCAAACCUGCUGUGAAAUGUCACCAGUAAGCUUGAAUGCCGUGAUGUAAACUUUUCUCAUUUUGCUGGACCCUCAAAAUAUCAUUUGAGUAAUAUUACCUUGAAUGUUUUUUGUUAUUGAUGUCAGCAGUUUUUUAUGUAGUAUACAUGAUAAUUUUUAAAGUAGAUAUAAAUUCACUGUGUGCAUUUUCUCAGUUUUCAAACUUUUUAUACAACAUACCUUAUUCUGAUAAGUUUACUCAUGAAAUUGUGCACUUUAGUUUAAUACUACAUUCAACAUGAAUUUAAUAAUAUAUCACUGGGCUUUACUACCAUUAGAUUUUAUGCAUAACUGGAUGGACAUAUUUUUAGAAAAUUUACUUUCAUUGAAUUAAAGCAACGCUAAUUACUAGUUUUAGUCUGAAUUCCUGUAAGGCUGUCAUGCAAUAUUAUUGUUAAUAUUUAUGUAACAAAACUAGAGAGAAUGUUAUAGUACAUGCAUCUUUUUGCAUUGUGGGACAAUCUUUUUUGUAAAUAGAAUUUUAUUUAAUUUUCAAAAUCAGUGUAAUCAGUUGUUUUCAUUUUUAGUGUGAAAUUUGUAUUCAAAUUGAUUCAGAAUAUUUAAUUACUUCCAUUUAAUUUAAUGUUCAUGCUUCCUAUAUAAAGUGAUGUUUUGAAAAUGACCUGGACACAAUAUCUUACAGACAACAGCACUUGCUCUUCAGAAGUGGUGGCAAUUGUUUUAGGCUUUGACCAUUUCCUAUAUUGGGAGGGGCUGUUUACUUAUAAUUUUAUCCUACUAUGAGAAAGGAAAUGCUACGUGUCAUAACAGUCAGCUAACAUAAUCAAAAUCUGCUGAUGAUAUCAAUUUUCAUUCACCCUGUUCACAUGUUUCUUUUAUAAAGCUGAAGGUAAACAAAGUUCAGAAAGAGCUAUUGGUUGAUCUUUUUACAGGACAUCACUUUACCUGAAACAUUACUUUUGUAAAUACCAUAAACUGUUAGUCGCAUGGACUUCAUCUUCAGAGGCAGGUGUAGUGCCUGUGCUGAGGCUGUUGGCACAAAAUGUCAUGUUAUCCUUGUAUUUAUCUCUUGUUAAUAAAGUAUUAUGCUGUGUAAUUAAUGCUCUAAAAUCA